AUGCUCUCUGUGCGGUCCAACGCCUGCACAGGCGGCCCAUGUGCCCGCACUCAACGCGCAGCAGCUGGCGCUCGACAAUUUGACGUCGCCCCCGACCGCAGCGCCAGUCACGCCAGCCCCAACCGCGGUGCCACCAACGCCGGCCCCGACCGCGGUGCCACAACGCCGGCCCCGACCGCGUCGCCACCAACGCCGGCCCCGACCGCGUCGCCAGCGACACCAGUCCCGACCCCGUCGCCAGCAACGCCAGCCCCGACUGCGGCACCGACAACGCCGACCACGACCACAGCACCAAGGAUUCCUGGCAAGGCGCACCUGCUGGCGGGUGCCUCUGCGGGUGACACGGCCAUCGACGUGGAUUUCCCGGACGGCUUCGACACUGGAGACGAGAUCGAGAUCGCAGGCGACGGAAACUCCGAGCGCAGGGUGAUCCUCGACUUCGGCUCCGUCGUGCUCGACAGGGCGUUGGAGCACAGCUACCCGCCGAACGCCAACGUGACCAGAACCAUGGACCCUGGGGGGGGCCGACGACCUGCGGAGGACGAGGGAGGCGGCAGAGCAGGUGGCGCAGGACGAAAAGCACAAGCGG
This is a messenger RNA of Prorocentrum cordatum, 589 nucleotides long. The record is from the annotation of a GenBank genome assembly. Lineage: Eukaryota; Dinophyceae; Prorocentrales; Prorocentraceae.